Culicoides brevitarsis is the source of this 2298-nucleotide messenger RNA. RefSeq names its product putative leucine-rich repeat-containing protein DDB_G0290503 (gene wde). Gene Ontology annotation, cellular component: transcription regulator complex; nucleus. Lineage: Eukaryota; Metazoa; Arthropoda; Insecta; Diptera; Ceratopogonidae. Gene Ontology annotation, molecular function: transcription coregulator activity; protein binding. Bases 134 to 2224 code for a protein of 696 amino acids. Gene Ontology annotation, biological process: regulation of DNA-templated transcription. The record is from RefSeq and is a predicted model, not a curated record. The transcript is spliced from 4 exons.
GGGUGAACGUAGAAGACUGUACAACACAUUUUUAUGUUCUUAUAUUUAGACGUGCGUAUUGUAUGAACAACUAAGUUCGUUCUUAGUGAAAAAAAUUAAGGAAAAUAUUAGAAUUAUUUGCUCCUGAACAAAAAUGAAUAUGAACAACACACAUGCCACAAUGAAUUCAAAUCUCGUAAAGUCAGAAGAAGAAGACUUAUCUAAAUCCACUUCGGACAAUAGUGUUGGUGCUAACAAUCUUGAUUGUUCCCAAACAAAUGACUCUUCAACAACAAGUUUACAAAUGUACGGUGACAAAGCAACCAGAAAACUAAUAAUAAAUGACUCUGGCGCUCUAAAUGAUGUAAAUCAAAAAGACAAUGAAAUCGAUGAUUUGAUAAAAUCUAAUAAACGAAACCAAAAUUCUUCUUUUGACUCACAUGAACCACAUUCAAAACGUAUUUGCUCAGAUAUAAAUGAAGACUGUGACUUUUCAUCUAAUUCCGAGCCGUUACUCAAAAUAGUUACUAUGGAAACAUCGGUAAUUGUAGAUGACAUUACUGGCAAAAAUACACAAUCAAAAGAAGAAAUUUUUGCAAAAAAUUUGCAUUCAGAAGAAACAGAAACUGAUACAGAUAAAAAUAUUAAACGUGCAGAAAACAAAACGAACAAGUCUGAUAACCUAGAAAAUCCAAAAGAGUCUCUAAAUACGGUCAGUGAAAUGUGCAUAGUAGCAAACCAACUUGGUUCUGCUAUUAAUACAAACCUCAUGCAGAAAAAUGAAACAUCAAAUACAAUCGUAAGAAACUUGAAAAUUAUUCAAUUGGAUCCUCUUCCUAAAAAACAGAAUGAAACUACAUCUGUGUCUGUCGAUUUCUUGAAAUCGUUUAAGAAAUCGUUUAAUCUGAUGAAUCGGUCUAAUCUGGAAGAUUUUGUUUUACAAAAGAUUGUAGAAACUAUUGUAAACAAAUCGGAGCUUUCCGUUUUGCGACAAAAAAAUGAAACAUUGGAGCAAACAAUCAUCAAACAACGUCAACGAAUAAAUGACUUAGCAAAGCAAUUUCGUGAUUUGGAAAUGGUUCAUAAUCGCGUCGUAAAGGAUUUGGAGAAUAAAUCUUCUGGCUUAGUGACUCCUGUGAAAAUCACACGUGCCGUUGGUCUUCAAGUGUCACAACCACGUUCAAAGUCAGAGAUUCGUUCACUCAGUAUACCAUCGACGUACAAUCAACGUGUACCAUCAUUUCCAAAUAGAUCUCCACAACGGUAUACUAAUUCGCAAAACAACUCACACGGUGACUUACAACAACCCAAAGGAUCUAUUGGGCAACAGGCAAAAAUGAUUGUAGUACAACAACAGCAAGCAGCUCAAAGACAUCAAAGUUUAAUUCAACAAAGACAACAGAACCAAAUCAAUCAACGACAAAAUGCUGGAUUUACACAAAAUGGUCGGUCUCCAAUAACUUUAUCUUCACCAGGCUCUCAAAGAAAUGCGUCGGUCCUAAGCCAAAUGAUAAGCAACGCUAAUGUGCGUCAAGCUAACUCUCCUGUUGUAGUACGAAAAAUUAUUCGCCCGAAUUUACAUGAAGAAACAAAGUUAAACAAACUAAUAGAUUUGACCGACGAGGAAGAUUCGGAACAAAAAACGUAUAAUUCAACUAAAUCAAAAAUUCAUGUCAAAAGUCCUGCUACAUUGAAUUCAUCAAUAGCUGGCAGUGGUCUAAUAUUAAAUGCCAGUACAAGUUCCAAAGUACCAAUACAACGUAUUUCAUCUAAUCAUUUCUUGCAAAUUACACCAAAAGUUGGAUCUAUGUCACAAAAUCAAAUAACACAUCAACAAAUUAUGAAGACAACCCAUCAAAAGCGUAAUCAUCCAGCUCCUCUUCCUAUAAUUGUGAAUAAAAAGCAAAACACUACAUGGAAACGUCCUCCUCCACGUCCACAAAUAAGAAUUAACAACAUCGAUGCCGGAAUCGUCAUAAGUUGGACUAUCCAUGAACAGCGUCUUAUUGAAGAUUUUGAUCCCAUCGUGAAAUAUCAAAUAUACGCAUAUCAAGAAACAGAUCAAGAGCCAUCUACAGAAUAUUGGCGUCAUGUGGGGGAUGUAAAAGCUAUGGCACUUCCAAUGGCAGUUACAUUGACAGAAUUUCAAGAAGGUCAAAAAUAUCAUUUUGCUGUUCGUGCAGUUGAUAUUCAUGACCGCCUUGGUCCUUUUAGUGCUCAUAGAACAUGGGACGAAAAAACCUAAGAAAAGCUGUUGUAAUGUUUAUUAUGUAAAUACAUAUUUGAUUUUAACUUAUAUCAAUAAAGUAAUUACAAUAA